AUGGCGUUUCUUGUUUAUUCAUUUUUACCAGCAUUACCAAAAACUCUCCAUGCAUUUAUUGAUGUCAAAAAAGAGAUAUUAACAUUUGGCAGGGAUAAAAAAAAUAAUAUUGUUUUAAACUCUACAGUAGGGAGGAUAAACAAUCUUUCAAGAAAUCACUCGGUUAUAACAUCUAUAGGCAAUAAAAACAACAAUAGUAAUAAUAACAAACACAAUGAUAAUGGUAUUAACAAUGGCGAUAACGAUAACGAUAACGAUAACGAUGGCGAUAGUGAUUACAAUAAUCAAUAUUAUAUUGAAGAUUUAAACUCAACAAAUGGUACAUGGGUCAAUGGUGUUAGAAUUAAAGAUAAAGUAAGGUUAGAGCAUAACGAUAGAAUUAUAUUUGGUAGUUUACACUCUGAUGUUAGAUACACAUUUAAAAUUAUUUCGGUAAUGUCUGAAGAUAAUUUAAAGUUAUUUUCUUUUUUAAGAUCAUUGCAAAAGAAUGUAGAAAGAGAAGAGUUUACAAGACACCCUAUAUCAUUAUUAUUUACACCAUUUUUAAUAUAUGGUAAUAUUGAAGAUAGUCAUAAUAGUAAUAAUCAAAAUAUUAAUGAUAAUAAUAAUAAUAAUAAUAAUAAUAAUAAUAAUAAUAAUAAUAAUAAUAAUAAUGAUGAUAAUAAUAAAAAUAAAAAUAAAAAUAAUAGUAAUCAAAAUAAAAUUAUAACAAGAAACACCAAUAGAAUUCAAAAAUCCUGA
This is a messenger RNA of Dictyostelium purpureum, 741 nucleotides long. RefSeq lists its product as uncharacterized. Bases 1 to 741 code for a protein of 246 amino acids. Lineage: Eukaryota; Evosea; Eumycetozoa; Dictyosteliales; Dictyosteliaceae. The transcript has 3 exons. Gene Ontology annotation, cellular component: nucleus. Gene Ontology annotation, molecular function: protein binding; mRNA binding. The record is from RefSeq and is a predicted model, not a curated record.